AAUCCACAAAAUCUCUUUCCCCAUCUUCUACUCGCUUCUCUUCCUCUGUACCCGGGCUUCCCUCUCUGUUUUUGGCUUCCCGACUGCUCCUCGCCGUCACCAAUCACCGCCGCCAUGGGAGCUCUCUCCGCCGACCAGCUCAGCUUGUUCGCUUCGCAAGGUUACCUCGUAGUUGAAUCUUUCGCGAGCUCGGCGGAGAUUGACGGCAUGAGGAAGAGAAUGGACCAGUUGCUUCACGACUUCGACUGCUCCUCUGCCAUGAAUCAGCAAAAGGAAAUGAACGAGUUCAUGUACGAGAGCGCUGAGAAGGUUUCUUUCUUCUUUGAAGAGAAAGCGUUUGAUGAUGAAGGGAACUUAAAGCAGCCAAAGGAAGUGUCCAUGAGUAAAGUUGGCCAUGCCUUGCAUGAGCUCGACCCUGUAUUCAAAGACUACUCCCGUUCUGAGAAAAUCACAAGUGUGUUACAGUCCUUGGGCUACAAGAGGCCAGUCAUCAUUCAAUCGGUAUAUAUUUUUAAGCAACCAGGCAUUGGGGCCGAAGUGCCGCCUCACCAGGAUAACUCGACUCUGUACACCGAACCGAAAACCACAUGCACUGGUCUGUGGCUGGCGCUGGAAGACGCUACGACUGCUAAUGGCUGCAUGUGGGCGAUUCCUGGAUCUCAUCGAAAUGGGCUGGUGAGAAGACUGAUUCGAGGGGAGCAAGGGCUCCAGUUCGAUCAGCCGUCGCCUUCUUAUGAGCAGUCGGAUUUCGUGGCUAUUGAAGCGAAAGCCGGGUCAUUGGUCUUGAUUCAUGGCGAUCUCGUACAUCGAAGUUUCGAGAACCAGUCUCCGAAGUCGAGGCAUGCUUUCAGCGCGCAUGUUGUGGACACUGUUGGUUGCAAAUGGUCGCCUGACAAUUGGAUUAGAAGGAAAGUGGAUCCAGAGCCUCUCUACUCAUCUUGAUCUGCCAAGUUUUUAGUUGAAAUUGGGGGAAAAAAAGGGAUGGGCAGAAGAAAGAAAGACCAUCGCUGGCUGCCGAAUAUCCCUGGAAACACUUUGUGAGAUUGGAGGAACGAAUGAAUAUGGUGGUUAUCAUAUCACAUAGUGGCCACUGGCCACUCAUGUUACCUUUCUAUUAUGUAUUUUUCUCCGACCUACUAUAUUUUAUAUCAAACUUGUGGCUCUAUUAUAAUAAAUUUUCAAAGAUGUCAUUCUGUUAGUUUUUUCCAUACAAAAACCGUUAAGUAUGCUCAAAAUGUAGGGGUGAGCAUGUGGGUGGUUAAUCCGCGGAUUGAUUACGAUCCAUCCGCAAAUAAUCUGACCUGCACGCAAUGGGUGAUUGAUGUGAGUGAAUUGCGGAUUGAUAAAUCUUCCACCGGCACUUAUGUGGGUGGAUCGCGGGUCACCCGUAUGAACCCGCAUCCUAUUUUACAUGAAAAAAUGUUGUUUUUUUUAUAGUAUAGAAUAUUCAUCAUAUUUUCGAACUGCACUACCGUCUGAUCAUAUACUUCAAAAGGUGGAGAAUAAAGAAUAGUUUUGACU
Molecule: messenger RNA, 1521 nt
Organism: Linum trigynum
Lineage: Eukaryota; Viridiplantae; Streptophyta; Magnoliopsida; Malpighiales; Linaceae
Source: the annotation of a GenBank genome assembly